AUGUGUCAGAGUCUCAACGAUGAGGCUUCGUACUGCAAGUGGUGGCUCCCUCGCCCUACUUGCCUCGGAGGCGAUCAGCCGUGUGGGGAUCAAACUGUGUGCACCUCGCAGACGUGGCCACCUGCUCCUACACCUCCUCUCCCAGUUGGUGCCCACCCUCAUGAAUCUGCUCCUUGCAAUUCCUACUGUGUUGGCCUCAACGGACCGUCUUCCUUCUGCAAGUGGUGGAAGAGUGAGCCUGUCUGUCAAGGUGGGGAUCAGCCUUGUGGCCCGUCGGAUUGCCCUACCGGCACCCCCGCCCCUACCGAAGGGCCUCCUGACUCUCAUGCCGGCCCAAGCCCCAACUGCGAUGCGUACUGUACCGCCAUCAACCUAGGCCUUCCUGGCGAUCGUGUGUCGUACUGCAAGUGGUGGCUCUACGUACCGGUCUGCUAUGACGGCGACCAGCCUUGUGGCCCGAGUUUCUGCAACAACUACGGGGACAGUACAACUAUGACUGCCACCAAUACCGUCGCAACAACCCAGACAACUAUCAGUGUCACUUCGACUGUGCAGACGGCCACCACUGUUGCUUCGACAACUCAGACGGCGACCACUGCAGUUCCGACAACUCAGGCGGCCACUACUGUAGCUCCGACAACUCAGGCGGCCACCACUCAGGCGGCCACUACUGUUGCUCCGACAACUCAGGCGGCCACUACUGUAGCUCCGACAACUCAGGCGGCCACCACUCAGGCGGCCACUACUGUUGCUCCGACAACUCAGGCGCCUGCCACAAUAGUUUCGACAACUCAGGCGGCCACUACUGUAGCUCCGACAACUCAGGCGGCUACCACUGUAGUUCCGACGACUCAGGCGGCUACCACUGUAGCUCCGACAACUCAGGCGGCCACUACUGUAGCUCCGACAACUCAGGCGGCCACCACUCAGGCGGCCACCACUCAGGCGGCCACUACUGUUGCUCCGACAACUCAGGCGGCCACUACUGUCGCUCCGGCAACUCAGGCGGCUACCACUAUAGCUCCAACAACUCAGGCGGCCACUACUGUAGCUCCAACAACUCAGGCGCCCAGCACUCAGGCGGCCACUACUGUUGCUCCGACAACUCAGGCGGCCACUACUGUUUCUCCGACAACUCAGGCGGCUACCACUAUAGCUCCAACAACUCAGGCGGCCACCACUCAGGCGGUCACUACUGUUGCUCCGACAACUCAGGCGGCCACUACUGUUGCUCCGACAACUCAGGCGCCUACCACUGUUGCUCCAACAACUCAGGCAGCUACCACAGUAAUUCCAACAACUCAGGCGGCUACCACUCAGACGGCCACUACUGUUGCUCCGACAACUCAGGCGGCCACUACUGUCUCUCCGACAACUCAGGCGGCUACCACUGUAGCUCCAACAACUGAGGCGGCCACCACUCAGGCGGCCACUACUGUUGCUCCGACAACUCAGGCGGCCACUAAUGUUGCUCCGACAACUCAGGCGGCUACCACUGUUGCUCCAACAACUCAGGCGGCCACUACUGUUGCUCCGACAACUCAGGCGCCUACCACUGUUGCUCCAACAACUCAGGCAGCUACCACAGUAGUUCCAACAACUCAGGCGGCUACCACUGUUGCUCCGACAACCCAGGCGGCCAUCACUAUAGCUCCGACUACUCGGGUUGUUACGACUGCGUCACCUACUACACAGGCGACCACCACAGCUCAAGAAGUUACCACUAUCCAGGUCUCACCCUAG
Perkinsus marinus ATCC 50983 is the source of this 1743-nucleotide messenger RNA. RefSeq names its product glycoprotein X precursor, putative. Lineage: Eukaryota; Perkinsozoa; Perkinsida; Perkinsidae. The transcript has a single exon. The record is from RefSeq and is a predicted model, not a curated record. Bases 1 to 1743 code for a protein of 580 amino acids.